AUGGUUUGUUUUCUUUGUUACAGGUUCUUAGCCAUUUGGUGGCCACUGAAAUGUCAAAUCACCAAACGACGAGCGAGGAUGAUGAUUGUCUUCAUCUGGAUUUUCGCCAUCAGCGUCACCACACCAUGGGUAUUCUUCUUCGAUUUAGUUGUGGUCUUCGACGAAAGCCCACAUGUCCGGCUAUGCCUUGAUGUCUGGCCAAACCCCAUCAGUGAAGUUCUCUAUUUCGUGAUCGGAAACCUCAUCUUCUGCUAUAUACUCCCCAUGGUUCUCAUCACCAUGUGCUACAUUCUCAUCUGGAUUAAAGUUUGGAGAAGAUCAAUCCCCACUGACACCCAAGAUGCUCAGAUGGAAAGAAUGCAACAGAAAUCUAAAGUCAAAGUUGUUAAGAUGCUAGUCGCUGUCGUCAUACUUUUCGUCUUGUCUUGGUUCCCACUGUACCUGAUCUUUGCAAGGAUUAAGCUGGGAGGACCUAUCCAAAAAUGGGAGGAAGAAAUGUUCCCUGUUGUAACACCUCUAGCCCAAUGGCUGGGCGCCUCAAACUCUUGCAUAAAUCCAAUAUUAUAUGCAUUCUUCAAUAAGAAAUAUAGAAAGGGUUUCGUAGCCAUCAUUAAGAGUAGGAAAUGCUGUGGAAGGCUACGCUACUAUGAGACCAUCGCUCUGCAAUCAUCGAGUACAUCGACGAGGAAGUCUUGGCAUUAUAACAAUAACAACCACCCGUCAAUCACUCGACGAUCGCCUCCCGUCGACAAGAACGCAGUGUCGUUCAUAUUCAACCACACGGGAGUGUAA
Spodoptera littoralis (African cotton leafworm) is the source of this 792-nucleotide messenger RNA. The record is from the annotation of a GenBank genome assembly. NCBI's taxonomy places the organism in Eukaryota, Metazoa, Arthropoda, Insecta, Lepidoptera, Noctuidae.